This is a messenger RNA of Trematosphaeria pertusa, 2755 nucleotides long. RefSeq lists its product as uncharacterized. The transcript is spliced from 4 exons. The coding region runs from base 131 to 2662 and encodes 843 amino acids. The record is from RefSeq and is a predicted model, not a curated record. NCBI's taxonomy places the organism in Eukaryota, Fungi, Ascomycota, Dothideomycetes, Pleosporales, Trematosphaeriaceae.
CAUUAACGUUAACUAUCCUCCGAGCACAUCUCAGUGCCCAAACCUCAUGCACAGACUUAAUUUAGACAGGCCUACCAUACCGGCUUACUGGCUCUCCCACUUCUGAAGCUCUUAUCCCUUCUUGUCCAUCAUGAACCUUCAGUUGCGCAUCCACACCGCCCAGGAGCGAAGACCUAGCUUCAAAGGCAAAUCGAGGAUUCUCCUUAACUCUUGUGAACCGCCCGAAUCCCCCGCUCUGAAGGGAGGCGCUUGCGAGGCUUUGGAGGCAGAUGGACGGCCGUGCCGGCAUGAGCUACUCUCAGAUAGCGAAACCUGGUGCCAUAGGCAUAUCAGGGAGCUGAAAGAUCUCAAGUCAAGGUGGGGGAGGUCUCUCAAAGAGGCGGAGCGGGUUGAAGUCGUCAGCCCUGAUACGGCGAAACAAAAAGUCCUCAAGCUUCGACAAGCCGUGGAUCUUCGGCGCCAGAUUCGCGAGAGAUUCUAUCCUCGAGGCGGUGACACCGCCGAUUUUAUCAAAUGGAUCAUGAAACUGGAGAGGGACGUCAGAGCACUCGCGGAUUCUAUUCUGAUGUCGAACCUCGACCGUGGUCCUACACCGGAAACCCCAGGUGGAACCACUCCGCACCCAGAAACACAAAAUUCGGAGAAGAUCAUGAUCCUCCAGUCACCUCUGGAUCCACGCAUUCCAAUCGACUCGUUACUGGGAAUGCCAGAUGAUGGCACAAUUCUCAUUCUGAAGCACUUUUACACGGAUCUAUGCGUCGAAAGUGUUCGUCGACUCUACGGCAUCGUGCCAGAUCUCAACGACUCUGGACAACGAUCCGGCUCUCCCGUCAAAGACCCAGUUCAGGACAGUGGGACUGACAUUAUCCGCGCCUGGUUCCGAAUUAUGAUCCUAAACGAUAGCGAAGCCGAGGCCCUGGAACAUGCGACUAGAUCCAAGGGUAUCGACGAGUUCUUGUCCGGAUGCCAUGCAAGCCAACUGGAGACGUAUUGCGACUUCUUCGAAAAGGCCUGGCGUCCUCAUGCCGUUCAGUAUCUCCGCGCCGCGAUCUGCGCUCAGACACUCGCCGGCGGCGACAUCAAAACCAUCAGUCUGCUUGGUGGUAUGAUACCGAGUACGACCGAGGGACUCAAGAUGACCAAGCCAUGCUGGGAUAUACUGUACCGCUGGUUUCCAACGCUUCUGACACCGUGGACUCUGGCCAGCAUCUGCUCCAAUUUCGAGGACUACACCACCAUUUGCAAGCUGCUAAUGCUUGGGCUAUACCGCGAUCACUGGUUCGAUCCGCAAAGUAUCCUCACAGAGUGCACGGCUGCCGUCUAUCUCGGGUUCAUUCCUUCUAGUAAAGGAAAUUUCACUGCGAAUGCUUCCAUACAACAGGCAGAAGAUUUUGUGGUACAAGAAGAGGCUCGCAACUACGUGUGCGGUCAGAUGGCCAUCGGCGACCCCUUGACGCAAGAUUUCCUGGACGAGCUGCGAAAGCGGACAGAAAGGCUUCUCCUUGUGGUGUACGAAGGCACGAAUGCUGAUGCAACAGUCCACCCGUCGGAAGGAGACUUGUUCAUCAAGCGCCAUCGAUCAGCCAAGUCGCACGGAGAAUUGAAGGACGUGGACUGGACCACGGACAUCACCCUGGAAGACGUCAAAAAUGACCUCCGUUUCCGCAAGAAGUCCAUGUACGACCCCAUCGUUGUCGACUCCUGGCAGUUCAUCAUCAUCGAUAAGCAAGCCGGCCAGCCAUUCCAGCUCUUCGACAUCAUCCAGGACGCGCUGCUCAUGCUCAUGGGCGACCCUUCUCCGCGACAAGUCGCGAAACGAGUCAUCCGCGAGGUGAUCCCACCCUCGGUGCAGGAAAUCUUCCUAGAGGAGAUGAGCAUCGACAGCUCCAUCGACAUGCAGUUCCCAGCACCGCCUGAAGUGCAGUACGAAGGCAACAGGCAAAGGUGCCAUGAUCCAGACAGGCAGAUCCUCCAUUCCCACAAGAAAAAGAUGGAAUCGGAAGAGUGCUCCAGAGAUGCGAACCGCUUUAUUCGACGCGUCAUCGAGGACAUGGAGCGCUGUGGUAUCAUCAGUCUGGCCCCGGAUUACGAGACGCCCCAGACCCGACCCGUCAUCGUCCAAGGCACGGAUGGCGCACUAGAUCUCUACUUUCCGUAUGAGUUUGGAGGACUUGCACCGGACUCAGAGCUUACGCCCAGCCUUACACUACCGCCCAAGACCUGUCUCCUAGACUUUGCGAAGAAGUUCAAGGAGAAUAAUCCAGGAGGUAUCAUGGCCAAGGGAAGCAUCCUAACGCAUUAUAGCGCUUGGCCUAUGCCGGCGAUCAAGAGGCUCGGGAAGAACAAGCUCAAUUUUGGGACUUGGGAGGGCCAUGUUUACCACUGGAAUGCGAUGCCAUUCGACCGUCCCUGGUCCUCGCACGCCUGGCAAUACUACCUCCACCACUACAUCAACUCCAAGUACCCCUUCGUCAUGUUCUACCUCACGACCUUCGUCAUCUGCGCUACGGAUACAGAGGAUGCGGAGCGCAAGGCGGGGAUACUGCUCGAUGAGACGGAGAAGAGAGGGUGGAGGGUCAUCCUGCCCAAUGCGAGGGAUUGGAGGACCGAUCCUACGGAUCUAAGGCUGGAAAGGUUGUUCCGCGGUGUUGAGCCUAUGUAGGCACGGAUGGACACUAGGCGAAUCUGCUAAGGGUUUUCUAGGCGGGAUUUUGGGCGGGAUUUUGGGCGGGAUUUUAUGGGUUCUUCGGAGGAU